Sinocyclocheilus rhinocerous is the source of this 641-nucleotide messenger RNA. RefSeq names its product pseudokinase FAM20A-like. The transcript has 2 exons. Lineage: Eukaryota; Metazoa; Chordata; Actinopteri; Cypriniformes; Cyprinidae. Gene Ontology annotation, biological process: enamel mineralization. The record is from RefSeq and is a predicted model, not a curated record. Bases 33 to 386 code for a protein of 117 amino acids. Gene Ontology annotation, molecular function: protein serine/threonine kinase activator activity. Gene Ontology annotation, cellular component: Golgi apparatus.
AGCACGAUUUUAUUUUUAUUUAUUUAUUUGUUAUGUGGCCAAUCGGGCUUCUUCAUCCUCUUGUUUGCUGCAGAUUUGGCCGGCCUUCUCGUGAUGUGGUGUCCAUUCUUGCUCCGUUGACCCAGUGUUGCAUGAUCAAGCGCUCCACGCUGUUCAGACUGAAGCUUCUGGCGCAGUCCGAGUACCGUCUGAGCGACGUCAUGCGGGCAUCCCUCUCCAGAGACCCUCUCACGCCAGUCCUGACUGAGGACCACCUGCAGGCCUUGGACCGCCGGCUGGACCAGGUGCUCAGGACGGUGGGAAAGUGUGUGAAGAAGCUGGGAGAACCACCAGUGGUGAUCACAGACUUUGUAGAGUCAUCCAGAGUAACUACAAGCAACAGGUGACAGAACGAGAAGAGCCAGGGUUUGAGGAGAUAUCAGCGAUCCACUGUGUUACUGACUGUGUACUUUAUGAUCACUUCCAGACUAAGCCACUGAACUAAAUCAGACCCUGUUGUGCAAAAUCAUGGCAUCUAAAGACAUCAGGAGGAAAAAGUAUUUGUAUUUCUGAUAAAUGCUCUGGGGCUGUGUCAUAUUAUUAGUCUUAAUUGUCAAAAUUGACCAAAAGGUCAAAAUUAUGAGACGAAAAGUCAAAAUUAU